Messenger RNA from Austrofundulus limnaeus, 3120 nucleotides. RefSeq names its product casein kinase 1, epsilon (gene csnk1e). Gene Ontology annotation, biological process: protein phosphorylation. The record is from RefSeq and is a predicted model, not a curated record. The transcript is spliced from 11 exons. NCBI's taxonomy places the organism in Eukaryota, Metazoa, Chordata, Actinopteri, Cyprinodontiformes, Rivulidae. Bases 226 to 1479 code for a protein of 417 amino acids. Gene Ontology annotation, molecular function: protein kinase activity; ATP binding.
ACACGGAGUUGAGUAGAGAACGGCCGUCAUAGCCACUGGAGCUUCUCAGGGACUAUCAACAGGGAGCGAAGCCGACGACGGAGCGUAGAGCUGAGGGUAUGAGAGCUGCCAGAAUCCGCUCCCAUCCUCCUCUGGGCGGUCUUGUGUCCGACUGACAACCAUCGGAUCAGAACCUCCACUUCACCAGCUGUCGGACGAACCUGAUAUCGGUGAUACCUUGCAACCAUGGAGCUGAGAGUGGGGAACAAAUACCGGCUGGGGCGAAAGAUAGGGAGUGGUUCCUUUGGAGAUAUUUAUCUUGGGGCCAACAUUGCCACUGGUGAGGAGGUAGCCAUCAAGCUGGAAUGUGUGAAGACCAAACACCCACAGCUGCACAUUGAAAGCAAGUUCUACAAGAUGAUGCAAGGUGGAGUUGGUAUUCCAUCAAUAAAGUGGUGCGGGGCAGAGGGAGACUAUAACGUCAUGGUCAUGGAGCUGCUAGGUCCCAGUCUGGAGGACCUUUUCAACUUCUGCUCUCGGAAGUUCAGUCUCAAGACCGUCCUGCUCUUGGCAGACCAAAUGAUUAGUCGCAUUGAGUACAUCCACUCCAAGAAUUUCAUCCAUCGAGAUGUGAAACCAGAUAACUUCCUAAUGGGACUCGGCAAGAAGGGAAACCUGGUGUACAUCAUCGACUUUGGCUUGGCCAAGAAGUACCGGGAUGCCCGCACACACCAGCACAUUCCUUACAGGGAGAACAAGAACCUGACUGGAACAGCUCGUUAUGCCUCCAUUAACACGCAUCUUGGAAUCGAGCAGUCCAGGCGUGACGACCUGGAGUCUCUCGGUUAUGUUCUCAUGUACUUCAACUUGGGGUCCCUCCCCUGGCAGGGCCUCAAGGCUGCAACCAAGAGACAGAAGUAUGAACGAAUCAGCGAGAAGAAAAUGUCCACACCCAUUGAAGUUCUUUGCAAAGGCUACCCUUCUGAGUUCUCCACAUACCUGAAUUUUUGCCGCUCACUUCGUUURGAUGACAAACCAGACUACUCCUACCUACGGCAACUUUUCAGGAAUCUGUUCCACCGACAGGGUUUCUCCUAUGAUUAUGUCUUUGACUGGAACAUGCUCAAAUUUGGUGCCAGUCGGACYGCCGAGGAUGGAGAUCGGGAGAGGAGAACAGGAGAUGAGCGGGAUGAACGGAUUGGAGGAGCCCCCAGGGGGUCUGCAUCGAGGGGCCUCCCUCCAGGUCCCACCCCUGGAGCUCCCAACAGAGUCAGGAAUGGGCCAGAGCAAGCCAUCUCUAACCCAGCCUCACGGGUCCAGCAGUCCGGUAACACAUCACCUCGUGCAAUUUCCCGUUCAGAGCGGGAGAGGAAGGUGAGCAUGCGUUUACACCGUGGUGCUCCGGCCAACGUGUCAUCCUCUGACCUCACAGCUCGUCAAGAUCAGUCAAGGAUUUCUACAUCACAGGUCAGCGUACCAUUUGAACAUGUGGGGAAGUGAAACUGUAUGGCUCUGCAUGAACCUAAAUUUGACAGGGCUGCAAGGAGUGUUCUCUGCUAUACUUAUUUUUACCCCCCAUUCUUUACACAUUCUUUGAGUCUGUUUGUUGAUGGAUAUACCAGUUUUUGCAACAAGACAAUAAAUCUUUUCAAGGAUUCAGGAAAAAUGAUAUCCAAUGUACAUUCUUACCUGGAUCGUCUUUGCCAGCCCUCGGAUCUCCACCACCAUGACACAGAUAGCAAAUGACAAUGCUGCACCUUGACAGUUGCUCAUUCCUGCCCUCAUUUUCCUGAAAACAUUCCCUUAAUAUUUUUGAAAAAUGUGAAGGACUGUUUGCAUCAGAGGAGCAAAAAAAAAAAAAGGUUUCAGGGACACGCAUGUUUUCUAAUCUAAAAUUGAUUCAGACUUAGUAAUCUCUGUUUUUUGUUUUAAAACCACAGACUCUUUACCAGUAAAUGUCUUUUUUUUUUCCCCCUCACAAAGACCUAUUGGAGUUUGAGAUUGUUUUAAUACCAGCUAAAUGGAAAAUGAGCAUCUGUAGUUGACGCUGGGUCAAGUAGAUGAGAAGAUGGCAACAAGAAAGACAAGUUUUAAAGGAUAAGGAAACAAUGUUUUAGCUGGUGAUUGCUUGCCCCUCGUUCGUUUUGUGGUGAUAUACUGUUAAAACGUAGCCAUCAAAACCUUCAGCACAUUUUACUUUGCUUGAUUUUUUUCCCUUGAAUUCAUUUUUUAUGUAAUUUUUAUUAUUUUUUGAGGGUAAAGUAUGAUAAUAGACAUUUGAAGGACACACCUAGAUCUUGAGAGAAGCUCCUCAGGAAAUUCUCAGCAGAGACCUCAGCUGCCCAUUUCAGUCAACAAACAAAAGAUGCAAUUUUUAAGAUAUUUCUUAUGGUUACCUUUUUUUAUUCUUUUGUUAUAAAGAGGGGGAGGGGGGCAGUCUCUGUUAGGAAAGACAUUUGGGAGGGUAGGGAUCUUUUUUUUUUUGCUUUUGUUUUUCCCUUUUGUUUACUCCACUGUAAAUAUUUUAUAUUAUUUCAAUGUAAAGCCAAACAUGGUUAUUUGUUGUAAAGGUGUAAAGUAGAAAAAUGCAUACUUAUGAAGAGAUUUGAAUCAGAUGUAAUAAACUUGGAGUCAGGUGAUUGUAGUGUCAGCUGGGUCAUUCAAAAAGUGUGUGCAUGAGACAAUGAUUACUUUCUGUUUGCUUAUAACUUUUAAAUAUGUUCUAUUUAUUUGAGACUUUUAUUUACCUCUCUGAAUUUGUAACUUUGAGUAGCAUUUUGCUUUUAUUUUUUCCUUCUUUUUAGGCCUUGUUUCACUCUGAUCAUACUCAAAUAUUUGGUACCUUAAGUAUUUUUUUUUCAGCAGGCAUUUAUUAUUGAGGAUCCGAUGUCACUUUCUGCAUUUAAACCUUAACGGUAUGAGUGUGUGUACAUAGCAGUGUGUGAUGUGUAAUCACCUUGUACAGGCUACCAUGACCCAGUGGCACUAUAACUGUAGCUUUUAGGGGAUGAAGUACAAGAGGAUGAGCCAAGGGGGAGUUUCACAUUGUGUAUUGUGUACGGAUAUCCUGUACAGUUCUUUAACACUAUUUACAGUAUUUGUGUAUAUUUUAUGAGGUAAUAAAAAAAAAGUUGCUCACGA